This is a messenger RNA of Trachemys scripta elegans, 7964 nucleotides long. It is a transcript of the gene RFX1, whose product is annotated as regulatory factor X1. Lineage: Eukaryota; Metazoa; Chordata; Testudines; Emydidae. The record is from RefSeq and is a predicted model, not a curated record. The coding region runs from base 350 to 3256 and encodes 968 amino acids. Gene Ontology annotation, biological process: regulation of transcription by RNA polymerase II. Gene Ontology annotation, molecular function: DNA-binding transcription factor activity, RNA polymerase II-specific; RNA polymerase II cis-regulatory region sequence-specific DNA binding. Gene Ontology annotation, cellular component: nucleus. The transcript has 22 exons.
UCUCUCCCCCCUUCGGCCCCGCCCGCCGCCGAGGUGGGUAGCAACAGUUGCCCCGGUGAGGGAACACGGAGGGCGCCAUAGCCACGGUAGUCGUGGCGACCAGGAAACCCGGCAACAACAACAACAACCGCCCCGAGCGGACCCCCUCCCCCCCCCACCGACUAAUCGAGACCCUCCCAAAACCCGGCCCCGCCGCGGCCGGUGACCGGCGGCUCCACCCGGCCCCGGAGCGUCGGACCCUGAAGCGAAGCGGCCUCCGCGGGGCUCCGGGACCGGGCCGCGGGGAGGGACCGUUCAGGAAGCAAAAAAAAAAAAAGCCUUAUUUAUUAUCAUUUUCCCCACUGUUGGCAUGGCAACACAGGCGUACGUUACGGAAUUACAGGCAGCUCAGCAACAGUCACAACAGCAACAGGCGCAGCAACAGUCGGCGGCGACGGCGACAACAGCGGCACCAGCAGCAGCCCAGCAACAGUAUGUAGCGGAAUUGCAAAGCACGCAGCAACAACCAGCCGCUCAGAAACAGUAUGUCUCGGAAAUCCAGGCCCCACAGCCGCAGGCUCAGGCCACGGGCCAGCAAACACCAACACCAGCCCCGCAGCAGUAUAUCAUAGUCACGGUGUCCGAAGGUGCCAUGAGACCCAGUGACUCCGUCUCCGAGUCCAGCCCGGGCUCGACGGCCACACAGUCUGGGGUGCCAACACAGGUGGUGCAGCAAGUCCAGGCCACACAGCAGAGGCUGUUGGUUCAAGCCAGUGUGCAGGCUAAGCCACCUUCGGUAUCCCCCCUCCAGCUAACAGGUGUUCAAGUGCCCCAGCAGCGGCUGGUGGUGCAGAGUACUUCCCAGGCUAGCAAAGGAAGCCAAGUCUCGGUGGCCGUGCACAGUGUUCAGCAGCAGGUCCAUUCUCCACCGGAGCACUCCCCUGUCCAGAGCAACAGCUCCACCGCCAAACCAGGACAAGUGCAGCAGCUUCAGGUGCAUGGAGUCCAGCAAGUGCCCGUCUCGCAAGAGCGCUCAGUCGUGCAGACCACCCCCCAGGCCCCGAAAUCGGGCACAGUACAACAGCUGACGGUGCAAGGACUCCAGCAGGUUCACGUCACUCAAGAGCAAAAGGUGGUGAUUGAGCAGCUGCCGUUCCUCUCCUCUCAUCACGCCAGUCCCGACCAGAGAGUCAAGAUUCAGAGAGUCCCUCAGGUGCUAGUGUUUGGGACAGCAGCUACAGCUCUUAAAGUGCAGCAGCUGCAGCAGGUGCCCGUCCAGCAUGUCUAUCCCAACCAGGUGCAGUACGUGGAAGGAGGCGACGCCAGUUACACAGCGAGCACCAUACGUUCCAGCACUUACCCGUACACAGAGACCCCUCUCUAUACACAGAACACAGGAGCUAAUUACUAUGAAUCGCAAGCCACCCCGGCGCAGGUCACCACUCCUGCAACCUCCCAGACCGUGGCCAGCACUGGAUCCGUCCCUAUGUACGUCUCCGGAGGGCAGAUCAUAGCCAAUCCAAGCGGAGGAGGCGGCGGAGGCGGCGGAGGAGGUGGUGGUGGCGGAACGGGAACCUAUGUGAUUCAGGGAGGAUACAUGUUAGGAAGCUCCAGUCAGUCUUACUCCCACACCACACGUGCCUCUCCAGCAACCGUCCAGUGGCUGCUGGAUAACUACGAGACGGCCGAGGGCGUGAGCCUGCCGCGCAGCACUCUCUACUGCCAUUACCUGCUGCACUGCCAGGAGCAGAAACUGGAGCCAGUAAACGCAGCGUCUUUCGGCAAGCUGAUCCGAUCCGUGUUUAUGGGACUCCGCACCCGCAGGCUUGGCACACGAGGGAACUCCAAGUACCACUACUACGGCCUCCGCAUCAAAGCCAACUCGCCACUGCUGCGCCUGAUGGAGGAUCAGCAGCACCUGGCCAUGAGGCAGCAGCCCUUCUCCCAGAAGCAAAGACUCAAGCCCAUUCAGAAGAUGGAGGGGAUGACCAACGGGGCGGCGGUGGGCCAGCAGCCGGGCUCCGGGCUGUCUGACAUCAGUGCUCAAGUGCAGCAGUAUCAGCAGUUCCUGGAUGCGUCACGGACCCUCUCCGAGUUCUCUGAGAUAGACCUACAAGGGAAACCUCUGCCUGAUGGCAUCGGGGCAGAGGAUGUGAAGGCCUUCCAGCUGCUCUACCGAGAGCAUUGUGAGGCCAUUGUGGACGUGAUGAUAAACCUGCAGUUCACUCUGGUGGAGACCUUAUGGAAGACCUUCUGGAGGUACAACUUGAACCAGCCCAGUGAAGCCACCCCCAUAGCAGUUCACGAUGAAGCAGAGAAGCGUCUCCCAAAGAACUGCCUGGUGAUACUGUCCAAAUACGAACCUGUCCUGAAAUGGACAAAGGACUGUGACAACAUGCUGUACCAGGGGCUGGUGGAGAUCCUCAUCCCCGACGUUCUCCGGCCCAUUCCCAGUGCCUUGACGCAAGCGAUCCGAAAUUUCGCCAAGAGUUUGGAAAGCUGGUUAACCAACGCAAUGAUGAAUAUUCCUGAAGAGAUGGUCCGAGUGAAGGUGGCAGCAGCAAGUGCCUUUGCCCAGACUCUGCGGCGAUACACCUCCCUGAACCACCUCGCCCAGGCUGCCCGGGCUGUAUUACAGAAUACGGCCCAGAUCAACCAGAUGCUGAGCGACCUCAAUCGGGUGGACUUUGCAAACGUCCAGGAGCAGGCCUCGUGGGUGUGCCGCUGUGAGGACCGCGUGGUGCAGCGCCUGGAGCAGGAUUUCAAGCUGACCCUGCAGCAGCAGAACUCCCUGGAGCAGUGGGCGGUGUGGCUGGACGGGGUGGUCACCCAGGUCCUCAAGCCCCACCAGGGCAGCUCCAGCUUCCCCAAGGCCGCCAAGCUUUUCCUCCUCAAGUGGUCCUUCUACAGCUCCAUGGUAAUCCGGGAUCUGACCCUGAGGAGCGCCGCCAGCUUCGGCUCCUUUCAUCUCAUCCGGCUCCUCUACGACGAGUACAUGUACUAUCUGAUAGAGCACCGAGUGGCCCAGGCCAAGGGAGAGACCCCCAUCGCUGUCAUGGGAGAGUUUGCUAACCUGACGAGCUCCUUGAAUUCUCUGGACGCAGACAAAGAUGAGGAGGAGGAGGAAGAGGAGGAGAGCGACGACGAGAUGCAGCAGGAGAUUUCCCUCAACUCCAAUGACUCCAGCAGCCUGACAGCCGAGCCCCUGGAGCCCCCCUCCAAGCUCUCACGGACGGACUCCAGGGGGAUCUUUGUGCAAGCCCUGCCUUCCAGCUAGAGGCCAGAGAGACGCCUGCGUGGGCCUGGAGUCAGAACCGCCCAGCCAGAGCCGAGUCCUGUGUCCAGUUCCUCCCGGCUGCUGCCUAGUGAUAAAGAUGAGCUAUUCCCUGUCUCCGAGUGGUAUGCAAAGCGCUUUCAUUUCCGCCCCCCUCCCCAGCACGGGUGCUUUGUGGGCAGCGGAAGGCUUGUGCAGUGAGUGCCCCGUUAUGGGGGAGGCGAAGCAAGAUACCAUUGAACACCACUACGCCCCUCGCCCCCGCUCCGACCCCACGGGCCGGGUGGCUCCUGCAGGGCUGCUUUCCUGCCAUGUGGGGGGCAGCUCCCCCCCCAGCCGGGCACAGGGCUGCUAGCCGCCAGCUUCGCUGCUUUUUACUUUCCCGAGAUGCAGCUCCUGCCCUUUCCCAGAUCUGGCAGAGAGCAUCAUGGGACUUCUGAACAGGAGGCAAGUACCUGUCUCCACCCCCCGCUGGCCACAGGCUCCCCUCACCUGCCAGCCCCUCCUAGCUGUCAGAGCCGCGGUCCAGCGGGACGAUUCACUUGGACUCUCACCCAGGCAGCGAUUGGACCAGCUCCCCUGUCUACACGGGAGCCAGUCCCUUUUGAACCACCCCCAUGAGAAGGCACCAAGCCAAGCAGAGUCCUCCCGCCGGCAAACUCCUUGCACAGCCGGCCCGCUCCCAGCUUCCCCCCGCCAGGACGGUACGGCAAGCCAGCGCCAAUGGGCGGGCAGUGGCUCAGCGAGAGCAGGUGUAGCGUCCUUUAGAGGCUUUUCCUGGGGCCAGCAGGGACCAGAGCUGCACAAUCAAAGGGACAUGGCCCCUUGUUUUUAGUGGCUAAGGGACUCGUGCAGGGGAGCCCCCAGCGGGGCUUGUGGGGGCUGGCUAUGCUAGCCCCUGGCUGACAUCCGAGGUCAUUUAUAAAUGGCAAAGGCACAGUGGCCCGCUCUGUGUCACCAGAGCGCUCAGCCGCCCCGGGGAAGGCUCCAGGGCCCAGCCCCUUCGCUCCCCGCACUGCUCAGCGCUGCCCUGUCCCACCCGCCGGCCUGCACGGGGCUGAAAUCAGGAGUUCCGGGUCAGCUCCAGCCUGGGGGGCGGGUCCUGCUCUGUGCAGCCUCAGGGGUCGCUCGCCAUACAGGGGACGUGCAGCAGAACCCACGUGCCUUAGGGAAUAUGCAUUUGUUGUGCCAUACGCUUCAGCUGCCGGAGAAGCCCCGGGCAGGAGGCUCCGGAGAGAACAGGCUGGGGCGGGGGAGAUGGAUGGGGGCUGAGCGGAUGUUUCUCCUCUCGGCCGCAGUGGGGGAUUACAUCACAGAACCAGUGGAACUGGCAAAGCCACAGCCAGAAGACCAGCGGCGUCUCUUAGUGGGUGAGAGCAGGAGCCGUGGCAAAGCCGCCCUGGCAGCGAUCAUAUCUGGGAUCACUGAGUCUGUCGCAGCCCCCUGGAGAGUUACGUCCCCCUCCCCCCAACACAAUCCCUCGCGGCUUGGUUCCCCCCUCCCGCACAUCACGCUGCCCCUGGGUCCUGCUGGUUCCAGGAAGGGGGGCGGGGAAUCUCCCUCCCCCCGGCCUAGUUCAUUCCUGGUCUUGGAUCUCUUCUCUCUCUCGUGUAUUUUCUCCCCUCUUGGGGUUGGGAUCUCAGCCCUCAACAUUCCCAUCCUCACACAGAAGCUGUUCUCCCAGCGGCUCUGCUUAAACCCUCCCUGGUCGAGCCAGGGAGCUCUGGCUGCUCGUGUGAACAGCUGUCUGAGAUCCCGUCUCAGUCUGGGGCUCCCGCUCGCUGUGUCUUCCCAGCCGGCAGGAAUAGGCGUCUCCAGAGAGCAGAGCUGUUUCACGGGCAGUUCUUCGGUCCCAGAGCCUCUGGCUACGUGCAGUGCAGCCCUAGUGCUCGUGCCCUGUCUGCACUCUGCCCACAGUCCUGGCUCUGCUACAUCAUCCCGCAAAGGGGCUGGGUCUCUGCUUCGCACUCCAGUGGCCACGAGACACAGAGACCUUCUCCCCCAGCCCUCCCCACAGGGAUCCCCUGGCCAGUCUAGCUGCUCUCAGCUCUCCCUCCUGGCCUGCAUGUGCCAGGCAGGGCAGAGCGAUGGCCAGCCCCAGGGAGGGGCCUCCCGGCUCUGCCCCUGCUAGUGCUGCUGGGCUGGCAGCUGGCAGCUCCCUACGCUUGGCCAGUGCUCCCAGUAAGACAUACUGGGGGCCUCUUAGCGUCUCUUCCACAGCACCCCCUUGCGCACCCUCCCAGGACGCUCUGAUUUUGGUCAGGCAGCCGGCCCAGCCUUUCCUAGUCCCCUUUCUGCUGGGGCCCUGACAUCCCGGGGGCCAGACCUAGGCGAACAGGCCAAGACAAGCACUCUCGCUGGGGCAGCCUGCCAUGCUGACAGCAAGCCCCACGGGCAGCGGGAGCAUUGAGCUCCGCUCAGGCUGUAGGACAUGGGGCUCAGGCAAGAGCCGGGCUGUAAUGAAGGGAGGGUUCUGAGCAUUGCAGGCUGGAGGGGCAGUUCAGAAUGUCUGAACCCCCAUGCUGGGGGCUUCCUGGUAAUCAUAUUCAUCCCCAGAUCUUGACUUACCCCCUGACCUCUCCCCCCAAGAUUGUAAGAUGACCCCUGCCAACCACCAGCCCAGCACUGCCAGAGCAGACAGGGCAAAGCGGGUGAGUGAAUCCGGACAGGGCACCCACCAGGUCUCAGCUGGGUAGGCCGGAGUGAGGCUAUGGCAGGGUGCAGCGUUCUCCAGCGGGUACGGGGGCUUCGGCUGCUGGGGCGGAUACAAGCCAUCCCUCGCUCUCCCCCAGCCAGUCAGAGGGAGGGGCUGGGUUCUGGAAUAAGGGAAGUUUCCCUACACCCCCACCCCGGGCUCCUCUCACCCUGCUCCCUCAUGGCUCCCAGGAGUCCAACCCUACAGGCCCUUUCCGGAGAUUGCACAGACCAGAGCGCCCCCUGCUGUCCUGCCUGCACAGCUCGGCGCACAGGACGUACCUAGCUAGCAGAAUGCAGCCGGUUCUCUGCCCUUGUCCCCGCUCCAGGUCCAGGCUCCGUGUUCCCCUGCGGGGCUGGUUUUAUUGGCAGGGCAGGUGGCUCCAGGGACCCACUCCUUGUUCAAGUGCAAUUCCAGCUGGGUGCUGCACGGCUUUCGGCCAGGGCUCUUCCAUGACCUGCCCCGGGGGCCCACGCAGACCCAGCCCCUCCCCUGCCUGCUGGAGGUGCUGAGUGUGCUCGCUGUCUCCAAGGCGGGGCCCUAACCAGGUGCCAAAUCCCCCCCCAAUAUGGGCUGACCCCCCACAGCAGUUGAUUUGCUGAGAACUGCCCCAGGCUGUAGCUCCCAGGGCAAGGCCCAUUCACGCCCCCUAGUGGAGAGAAUCAGGCAAACUGCAGUCAACACCCAUUCUGCCGGCCACCAGCCCCCCCUCAGUUAGAGGCUAGCCAGUUUCCAUUGUUGCAUGGUUCCAGGCCGCCCCCGCCGCGUCUCACAGCAAAGGGCCCUUGCUUUGCAAACACCUUGUUGCCGCUUGUCUGCGCCUUCUACAGCUUCCCCCUCCGCUAGCAAAGUGUCCCCAUGUUUCCUAUUGCAAACCCCGCAAGAGGUGACUCGGCUAAUGUCAACACAGAGUUCUCACGCCCACCUGGGUCGCUGACUGCCACAGGCCCGAGCUCAGAGCCACUGAGAGCUUUAGAGCAGCCCAGGGGCCAGCGAAGACCUAUUUCAUACCCCAUCAGGGGCUAGAGAAACGUACACCAGCGCUGGCAGCCCUGGGCCAGCACAUGGAAGGAGGCAGCAGCCACCAAAAACUUCAAGAAAUAGGUAGUUUCACUUGGUUAGCUUCCAGCGAAGCGGUAGGGCUACAUGAGCGUAGCUGCGCCCACCCCCUACGAACCUCCUCUGCAGUUUAGCUCCCACCCUGGCUUUGGCUUUAGGAACGUUCAAGUCCUGUCCAGUCACGUUGCCAUUCAGACUUAUGGCAUGACCCCGCCGCUGCACCCCCACAGAGCAGGACGGCCAGACACACGAUCUUGCCUUUCUUUUGAGUUGCUGCCUUAUAAAAAUACCCUCUGCCCAACCCAUGAGAGAUGCCCUCUGCUCGGGCAGCUUCUGGUCUGGCUGUGACACAAUUCAGUCAGUGGGCGGCACUGGGAUCGUGCUUAGCCCCUGGCUUUGCUCUCAGAGAACAGCAAAAUUCUCCUUGGCGUCCCUCCUCUACGCUAGUAACCAAGAGCCCAUCAGUCAGUCUCGGCUACUCUCUGCUCUCCAGAAACCAAGCUCGACUCUACCGGUUUGUAAUUGAAUAUUAGAUAUUCUAGUUUUAAAGAGGAAAAGAAAUCUGUGCUUUUGUAUGUAAUGACUAAUCCUUACUCUAUAAACCACUUCAAUAUUGUGAGAUUGGUGAAGCUAUAAAUUACUUGAUAUUUUUGGGUUUUUUCAACCAUCAUGGCCUUAUUUGUUCACUUUUUCCAGUGGUUUAAACCUGUGAGAUAGAUGUUUAUUGCAAAAAUCUACAUAUUGUAUAAAAUAUAUAUUUUGUGUCAAUCUUCUGUGCAGCAGCUGUGGGCUGCAGCCUUCACGUGGAGUGUGAAGAGCUUUUGUAGGUGUCCCGGCCCAGGAGAUGGGCCGUGCCUGUGAUCGGAUGAUGUAGACGUGUGUAGUCUAGAGUGCAAACGCUGUUUUCUACCUUUUGUAGUUCUUUCUUAAGAGAAAUAAAUUCAGCCGUGUUCUUUG